UGAUUUAUGGCCCAUUUUGAUACUUUCCUCUUCUAGAAGGAGCGAAAAGGGGAAGAGGAGCAAAACCUAGGAAACCCCAAGAGGAAGAAGAAGAAGAACAAGGUAUUUAUCAUGUGAUCAUUUCGCAACUUCAGGUUGCUCAAGAAAAUCAGCUACAUCGAGGUGUGUGAUAUCAUCAAGAUCAUCAUAAACAUUGUUUUGAUCAAUAAAAUUUGUCUCGGUAUUUUUGCCUUUCCCUUUUAAUGAUGUCUGAUAGAGGUCAACAAGAUGUUUUGCUGUAUGAUAGGUACGGGACCAAUGGCCUUCUAUUCCACACCGGUAGCAAAUUUCCUCAUAAUAUUUCUUUUCUUCACUUUUCUUAUCAUUAUUAUCCCAUUUCUGGGAGUUAUUUUGUCUUCUGUCACGGCUAUGAUCAAUGUGAUUAUAAGGCACAUAUCUGCCACGACCACGUCCACGAUAACAGCUACGUCCUCCGCCUCCUCCAUGGCUAUGUCGACGCCCACGAUCAUGAUUUUGAGAUUUAGUUGCAUUCGCUUCAGGGAAUGGACUAGAACUAGAGCAUAUUCGAGGCAUGAAAGCCUUAAGUGAAGCCAGUCAUACCGGGCUUUUAGGAGCACGACCAACUUCAUGUGGUCAAAUCUCUCCUUCAAAUUAUUCCACAUAGCUCAUAUUAUUUGGUUGUCCUGAAGGAAGGAGGAUCAUACAUUUCAUCAUGGCUGGUGAACAAAAGGUAACCGUUAGUUUUUGGGUGGACAAGGCGAAGAAAAGGGUGGUGCUGGCCGAAGCGGACAGCGACUUUGUAGACAUCCUCUUCAGCUUCCUCACCCUGCCGCUGGGAGCCGUCGUCGGGCUCCUCAACAAGCAAUCUAAUAUUGGAUGCAUGGACAAUUUGUAUGGGAGCGUCGAGACUCUUGAUGUGCGUAAUUUCCAGACUGAGGCAUGCAAGACCAUGCUUCUCUUCCCUCAAAGCGCUGCAGCUGAACGAUGCGAAGAUCUGAAAGUAAAUAUUGAUAGCGCAAGGCCUAACCCGAGGCGGGUCUAUGCUUGUCAAAAGCCCGAUUGUUGUUCCAAGACGACCUGCUUGGCUAGUUCUGUUUCGAAUGUGCGAUGUCCUCACUGCCGAGAAACUAUGGAUUCACCUAGAAUGUGGGACAAAGGGGAUGUGCAAUUUGUCAAGAGUGGAGAUAAGUUUAUGAUUACAGACGACCUUCUUAUAACUCUAUUUUCUAUGGAGAAUUACAUAUCUUCAAUUAAGAAACUGGGAGUAGAAGAUGCAUGCUUUCUCGAGGAGAAGGUUAUGGAUCUUGGUAGAGAUGAGAUAUUGACAUUGCUUCGAAGGUUUCUGGUCUCCAAUUCUCCACUUACUGACUUGGUUUUCAAAAAUAUGGGUGUGACUGAUGAUGUGUCAAAAGGAAUUGGUAUUAAAAAAAUGAUACAAGUUAAAAGAGAAGGCAACACAGAAGCUGAAUCAAAAGAAACACACAUCAAUUUAAUUUUAAACAAAUCUACGAACAAAGUGUCAUUUGUGGAAGUUGGAGAAGAAUUUAUGAACAUUAUAUUCAGUUUCCUGACCUUGCCUCUUGGUUCUCUAAUCAAGCUUCAAACUAAGAAGUCGUUCUUGGGAUGUGUUGAUAACUUGUAUCAGAGUGCUGAAAAUUUGAGUUUGGACAAUUUCAAAUCUGAGGAGUGCAAAAAUAUUCUUAUCUUUCCUAAGCUCGCCCCCUUCUUUGGCUACACUGGCAGCAUGCUGGAGAUGGAUGAAAUUGCUCUGCGUGAACCACGUGAUUUCUCUUGCCGUGGUUGUUACGCUUGCUUCUGGAAAAACAAUAAUACAGAUUGUACAGCUUCAGAAUGUGCCCACGGUGUGAAGCGGGCAUAUUUUAGACUGUUAAACCCAAAAUCUCCAGAGGGAAGUACAGAAAGCGGUGGGGGAUAUGCUAAGGGAAGUUUCUUGGUGACUACUGAUCUUUGUGUGUAUCAAUUAUCUGCCUCUUCCUCAAUCCAAAUUAUCAAGAACCUGGAUAUUUCCUUAAGCGAUCUAGCGAUGAAGAGGGCCGUAUUUGGAGAAAUCCAGGCCCUUGAUCUACUUAGAUCUGCUGUAACUUCUAAAACUCCGAUUGGUGAUGUGCUAAAUAUUCAUCAGAAAGCGAAAGUGAAAGAGGAUUCGGUUGCUAAAGAAGAAAUUAAGUCACUUGAUUAUUACAUAGUUAACCUUUUUACUAUGAUUUGUGAGUUUUGUGAACCAGCAACUGUGUAACAAAAAACACUGAAAAACUGAAACUCUUUUUAUUA
Asparagus officinalis (garden asparagus) is the source of this 2292-nucleotide messenger RNA. RefSeq lists its product as uncharacterized. Lineage: Eukaryota; Viridiplantae; Streptophyta; Magnoliopsida; Asparagales; Asparagaceae. The coding region runs from base 713 to 2257 and encodes 514 amino acids. The transcript has 7 exons. The record is from RefSeq and is a predicted model, not a curated record.